Zychaea mexicana is the source of this 921-nucleotide messenger RNA. RefSeq names its product S-adenosyl-L-methionine-dependent methyltransferase. Bases 1 to 921 code for a protein of 306 amino acids. The transcript is spliced from 7 exons. NCBI's taxonomy places the organism in Eukaryota, Fungi, Mucoromycota, Mucoromycetes, Mucorales, Lichtheimiaceae. Gene Ontology annotation, biological process: transcription initiation at mitochondrial promoter; rRNA methylation. Gene Ontology annotation, cellular component: mitochondrial matrix. Gene Ontology annotation, molecular function: rRNA (adenine-N6,N6-)-dimethyltransferase activity; mitochondrial transcription factor activity. The record is from RefSeq and is a predicted model, not a curated record.
AUGACAAGCCUUCCGCGAUUACCUUCUGUACGCGACAUUGUCAAACUCUAUGGUUUGUCAGCCAAAUCACAGCUUGGUCAAAAUUUUAUUCUCGACAAAAACAUUACUGACAAGAUUGUUCGAUCCGCCCAUUUAUCCAAUCAGACACCUCUUGUUGUUGAAAUCGGACCUGGUCCUGGACUUUUGACACGUUCGAUUUUGGACAGUGGUGCAAAACACGUCCAACUUUCGGAAGCAACGCAGGGUCGACUCCGAGUACUGCAAGGCAAUGCAUUGACAGUGACGCUUCAAGACAUACUUGAACCUUCAUCAUCAUCCUCUUCUGCCUCGCAUCCUGUACAAUUGGAAGGACACGAACCGCUGCAUAUCAUGGGCAAUCUGCCAUUCAACGUUGCAUCGCCGCUACUCAUGCAAUGGCUGCAUCAAUCGGCAGGUCGACAAGGUCUGUUUGGCUUGGAAAAUGAUGUGUGGAUGACUUUGAUGUUUCAAAAAGAAGUGGGAGAGCGAUUGUCUGCCAAACCGUCCACAGAACACCGAGGUCGAUUAUCUGUCAUGGCACAAAGUCUAUGUCAAGUGAAAACCGUGUAUGCCGUUCCUUCUACAGUGUUCGUUCCACGACCCAAGGUGGAUGCUUCUGUAGUUCAGCUUAAACCGCGAGAAACUGAGGAAAUGAUGAUCAUUCCGAAUUCUUACAAACUACUUGAAGAAAUUGUGCGAUAUUAUUUCACCAAGCGACGGAAAGCAAUCGGUCACAUAUCAAAACGCCUGGCUAAGGAUAUGCCACAAGUCAAAAACAUAAUAGACGAGUUGGAAACGGUCAUGGAUUUCAAAGCUAGACCCGAAGAUAUCCCGACAGAUACCUUUUGCUCGGUUGCUAACUUGUUUCAUCAGCACAACAUCACCACCGUUUCUGCUGUGUGA